AUGGCAGAUCAAUUAACUUACUCGUUCUACUCGUCGCGAGGAACGAUCCUCUACACGCCAGCUAGUCCAGUCGCUAAACAAGCUCAGGCUAACAGACUUCCUACUCCCCCUUGUCGUCCGAGGCAGCGUCGACCGCACUCGAUACACAUAACUAGACUUCCUGCUGGAUACAUACCUGUUGACUUACGACCGACCCCGCAUCCACCGCCGCCCAAGAAACCCUCUCGAUUUAGUGUAGAGUUAAGAAAGCUGGCUUCCCGCGAGAACGCAAAGCGUGUGCUCGGUACGGUCUUUUCUCCAUUUGCGAACAGCAACUCUGCCUCCUCACCACCUGCCACAAACGCUCCUCGAUCCGGUAGUGCCGAAACUACUCGCACGUUACGAACCUCGUUCUCGGCUGCUUCGGCAGAUCCAAACAGUCUCUAUUCAAGAAGAGUCGCAGCGGGAACGGUCACGGAUGAUAACAUCAUGGCUACACGUCCGAGUAUAGAUGGGAGGGUAGCGGGAUCUGAUGUCGUGAGCGACCUUGUUAUACCCAAGAGAGCCGUCGACAUCGAGAAGCCUAUAGCUUCAGGAAAUGGAGUUAAUUGCUACAUUCAACUGGCCGAACCGGUGAUCUUUUUAUCCGGGCUCGAUCACGAUGGCACGAGACAGAACUCUCACACUAACUCUACUGCGAUACUACGUGGAAAGCUGCGACUUGAAGUAACGAAGAGCGCAAAAAUCAAAGCUGUGACCCUUCGAUUUACAGGCAGAGCUCGAACGGAAUGGCCAGAAGGUAUUCCUCCUGAGAAGACACAGAACCACGAGGAGACUUCGCUUAGGACUCAAGUACUGCCCUUCUUCAAUGCUCUGUAUGAAGGGGCAGAAUCAGGCUAUGGUACCCACUGCAACUACACUCUGCGCGACAAGUCAUCGGCCUCAUCAUCGGUUACAAACUUGGCAAGUCUCGGAACGGACACGCCUCCAACAAGCCAUUCGGGAUUCUCCAUUCCCGUUCUUUCCAACAGAUCUAACAGAUCGAGCACCCUGUCUACGUCAAAGGAAUUAAAGAGGUUGUCUCUACAGAGCAAUCAAUCGCGAAGUUUCACCAAGGGGGACUCCCCUUUUGGUCCAACGCCACAGCAAAAGGGAUUCAAGUAUUUCCAUCCCGGGACCUAUGAGUAUAGCUUCGAGCUUCCAAUCGAUAAUAACAGUCCUGAAACAAUAAAACUACCUAUGGCAAUGGUGGCUUGGCAGCUUGAAGCGGUGGUAGAGCGUGCGGGAACAUUCAGACCAGACCUUCAAGGUUUCAAAGAUAUACCCGUCAUCCGCGCACCUUCAGAAGACUCUUUGGAACUGGUCGAGCCAAUCUCAAUUAGUAGGAAGUGGGAAGAUCAACUCCAAUACGAGAUCAUGAUAUCAGGAAAAUCGUUUCCUCUGGGCUCCAAAAUCCCAAUUGCAUUCAAGCUCACACCUUUAGCGAAAGUCCAGGUUCACAAGAUCAAGAUAUUCGUGAGUGAAAAUAUUGAGUAUUUCACGAACAACAAACGUGUUACAAGGAAAGACACUUCUAGAAAACUGCUCUUGCUCGAAAAGGUUGCAGGGCGUCCUCUGGAUAAACAAUAUGCUGGUUCUCAGGUAAAUGUAUUGGCUGGUGGUGAGCUAAGUUCGGAGGACCGAAAUCAGGCGAGAAGAGAUGCCGUAAGACGACGACAGUACGAGGCCCUCCGGUUGGGCGCGGAACCCGAGCCUUUACCAGAACCCACGGAGAACUUACUUGGCGAUAUUGAUCUUGGAUUGGAAAAGUAUUGGGGUCAGACAGAAAUCGAAAUGAAUGUACAACUGCCUACUUGUGAAGUGAUGGAGAAGGAUCGCAUGAAGCGUCUAGUUCCAGAUACCACUUGGAAGUGUGUAAAUGUACACCACUGGAUAAAGAUAAUUAUGCGCAUAUCUCGCGUUGAUGCGGACGACCCAACGGGCAAAAAGAGACGGCAUUUUGAGAUCUCUAUUGACUCCCCAUUCACAAUCCUCAGUUGUCGCGCAACACAAGCCAAUCUAGCACUUCCAGAAUACGGUGUGAGUCCAGGAGCAUCAGACCAGCUGCGCAUAUGUGGGUGCCCAAAUGCUGCACUCAGCGGCGGCUCACCACACAACUCUUCAUCACAUGUUCCUACAUUGGAUGACGGGCCAGCUAUUCCAGAAAUUCCAACACUGGCGAGACCAGCUCAAGCUCAUCUAUCCACUGGAGCUCACGUUCAAAGGCCAAUCCAUAUGCUCCGAAAUCCAAGCUUCAACCCCCCAGCUUUCGAUGCGGAGGAGCCUCCACCACCAAUGCCUACACCUCCACCUCUUUACGAUAACGUCGUUGGAACACCUAGCCAUGACGGACUGGCAGAUUACUUUGCCCGAUUGAGUCAGUAUGAUGACGACAAUACCGACGAUGAGGACUCGACAAGAGCAUCAGACCGCGGUCGAGUUAAUGUACCUCAUCCUAGGACACCUGGAGGAAGGAUUGCAAGAUCUAUGGACAUUGACAGGCAAUUCAUGUUUAACCCGAACGCGAUACAGAAUAGACAGCCGGUUGGCCUCAACUCACGGACUUGA
This is a messenger RNA of Glarea lozoyensis ATCC 20868, 2586 nucleotides long. RefSeq lists its product as uncharacterized. The record is from RefSeq and is a predicted model, not a curated record. Gene Ontology annotation, biological process: ubiquitin-dependent endocytosis. The transcript has 3 exons. Lineage: Eukaryota; Fungi; Ascomycota; Leotiomycetes; Helotiales; Helotiaceae. Gene Ontology annotation, molecular function: ubiquitin protein ligase binding; protein-macromolecule adaptor activity. Gene Ontology annotation, cellular component: cytoplasm; cytosol. The coding region runs from base 1 to 2586 and encodes 861 amino acids.